AUGGCGGGUUGCCUCUUGGGUCCUUCUUCGCGUUUUCUACCUCUUCCAGGCAAGGGUGGUUUGACAGGAAUUCCCGUGGACGAAGCCAAACAGAGGUUCCGGAGGCAGUGUCCGUGCCGAUUCCCAGAAAUGGGUCCAGUGUCAGGAAGCAGUGCUCAGCUCUGGGGCCCCAGAGCCCGGAAAGCCCCCAGGCUGAAGCAGCGUCCUCAAGGGGCCCAGGUGCUGCCGGCUUGCUCUCCAGUGCUCGAGGACCCGAGGGUGAAAUGCAAGGACUGUGGUGCGUUUGGGCACAGGACCCGCAGCGCCAGGUGCCCCCUGAAGGGUGGACAAGGGGCCGUGCUCUUCGUGCCCUUGGGCUCCAGGCCGGGAAAGGAGAACGUGAACCCACGGGGUCUGCCCCAGAGACCGCACCUGGACAGUGCCCCAAGGGAGGCCGAGUUCCCAGAGACACGUGGUCCAAGGCCAGUGCCCGGGAGGCAAUCCCUACUGCAGAGAUCUCCCAGGAGAGAGCAGGGCAAGCCCCGGGCCAGCCAGAAGGACAGCACCGAGACCGUGGCUCCCCCGAGGGCCACGGCCGGCAGGUGGCAGCGAGCUGCCCGGCUGCCCUCUCUGCCCUCCUCCUUCAUGCCCCUCAUGGUGCCCUGGGGCACUGAAAGCGGCUGUGGUGGAGCCCCCACCCCCAAGCAGCAGAAACCAUGCAGACCGCUGCCCGUCCACGGAUCCAAAGGGCCUGGCCCGGCUCGAGAUGGGACCCGCUGGCCCCCCGCGAGACAACCUGAGCCGAGACCCAAAGCUGAGCCCGGUCCUGCCUGGCCGCCCAGCAUUCUGCCCCCGGCCAGGCGCCUGGCGAGGGACACUGCCCUCAUCCUCCAGAGCCGGCUCUCCGGGCUCCACGCUGGGGCCCUGGGCCGGGCACAGGCUGCUGCGGCCGCAUCUGCCCUGGCUCCCAGCACCAAGCCCCGGGCACACAUCCUGUUCAGCGGUGUCAGCCGUGUGCCCGGCGCCACCGCUGCCCCAGAGCCCGGGAUCCCAACGUCCAGCAGGAGCGCCGUGGCAGGGGCCAAGAGAAAAGCCCACGUCCUCAGAGACACCUCCCACAGCCCCGCCAAGAAACUGAGACCCAGUCCCUGCAAGGAGCCUCCGAAUGGCAGCUGGGGCACAGGGGCGUGUGGGGCCCAGACUCUCCACGCUGCAGCCCAGGGAUCCUUGGGCUUAGCCCAGGCUCCAGGCCAGGGCGGCAGCCAGGCACACACUCCAGGGCCAGCCCGAGUCCCACAGCCUGCAUCCAGCAUGCCCAGCAGCAAGGGGGAGCAGCCCUUGUCCGGGAGCUGCCCACCUCCGUCCCUCACCAUGGUGUUCAGGAGGCUGCAGGGGGACUGCUGGUGCUGCGGGUUCCUGGCCGAGAACUCCGGCCCUCCUGCGGGGGCAGCGAUGGCCCCUGCCCACCGCCCUCCUGCCCCGGAACCAGCCCCGGCCCCGGCCACUCACACCCCGGUGAGUGUGCUCUAUGAGGACCUGCUGGUGUCCUCCUCUGAGGACAGCGACCAGGACUGA
Suncus etruscus (white-toothed pygmy shrew) is the source of this 1554-nucleotide messenger RNA. RefSeq names its product putative protein FAM90A12P. The transcript is spliced from 6 exons. Bases 1 to 1554 code for a protein of 517 amino acids. Lineage: Eukaryota; Metazoa; Chordata; Mammalia; Eulipotyphla; Soricidae. The record is from RefSeq and is a predicted model, not a curated record.